Messenger RNA from Drosophila pseudoobscura, 495 nucleotides. Its product is annotated as lipopolysaccharide-induced tumor necrosis factor-alpha factor homolog. The record is from RefSeq and is a predicted model, not a curated record. Gene Ontology annotation, molecular function: zinc ion binding. The coding region runs from base 133 to 366 and encodes 77 amino acids. The transcript has 2 exons. NCBI's taxonomy places the organism in Eukaryota, Metazoa, Arthropoda, Insecta, Diptera, Drosophilidae.
AUUAAUUCAUGUUUCAUGUCCAAUUCCACUUGCACGCGAACCAGUAGUUGUCCCCACGGGACUCAAGGUCGGUGCAGCAAUCGAUAAUCUGUUGGGUCUGCCUGCGCUUUUUGCAGCAGUAUCAUCAGUAUCAUGUCCUCACCCGUCGGUCCAGAGCCCAGCAACCUGAUCUGCCCCAGCUGCCACCAGAACGUGACCACGCGCACCGAGCCAAAGGCCUCGACCAAGACGCACUUGAUAGCGCUGAUCAUGUGCCUGACCUGCCUCUUUCCCUGCGCGUGCUGCCUCUACUGCACGGAAUGUGCUCGCAACACGGCACACUUCUGCCCCUCCUGCAACGCCUACAUUGGAUCCUACGAGCGUUGACUGGAAGCCAGGCUUUCUCUGGUCUGCUCCCCAGCAGCCAUGCCGGAAUGCUACGCUACUUUUUCUAAAUCUACAUUGUAUAUCAUUGCCUCGCACAAGCAUUUAUUCUUACGCAGCAUUUUGAUGUCA